AUGGAUGUCACCCGCCUAUUCCUGGCUAUCCUGCUGGUCUUCCUGUGCUUUCUCACUGCCUACAGCCACCUGCCACCUGAGGAGAAGCCCAGAGAUGACAUGAGUCUGAGGAGCAACUCCUCCAUAAACCUACUGGAUUCCUUUUCUAUCUCUAUCAAGGAGCUGAAAAAGAAACCCGAAAAUAUCCGCAGAAAAGAAGCAGGAAAGAAGAAGAGAUCUAAGAAGAAGGCUCCGAUGAAGAAGGUGGCGCGGCCCCGGUCCCCGCCACCCUCGCCCUGCGUGGCCACCCGUAAGAGCUGCAAGCCGCCGGCGCCCGCCUGCUGCGACCCGUGCGCCUCCUGCCAGUGCCGCUUCUUCCGCAGCGUCUGCUCCUGCCGCGUGCUCAACAGGGACUGCUGAGUGCGCCCCCUCCGCGCCGUGGGCAGGACUGGGCGGGCCUCGGGGGCGGGGCUUACGGGCACCCUGGGGGCGCUUCUAGCGCGGGUGAUAUCUAGUGGAUGUGGCUUCCUAGGACUGAGCGCAGAAGUGGGUACUGAUUUGGGGCGGAACUCUCAAGAGGCGGGACUUCAAAAAGACCCGGCUUGAGUUAAAAUUUAAAUACACGUGGGCUGCUCGCA
Molecule: messenger RNA, 617 nt
Organism: Galeopterus variegatus (Sunda flying lemur)
Lineage: Eukaryota; Metazoa; Chordata; Mammalia; Dermoptera; Cynocephalidae
Gene: ASIP
Product: agouti signaling protein
Exons: 3
Coding region: 1-399 (132 amino acids)
Biological process (GO): hormone-mediated signaling pathway; melanosome organization; positive regulation of melanin biosynthetic process
Cellular component (GO): extracellular region
Molecular function (GO): neuropeptide hormone activity; melanocortin receptor binding
Source: RefSeq, a predicted model, not a curated record